AUGCCCGUAGCCGUCGGGAAACCUCCUACAACAUUCAACCUUUUGAUUGACACGGGAAGCGCCAACAUCUGGGUUGGCGUUCACAAAGGAUACACACCAACCUCAACGAGCCAGACACAAGGAAAUGAAGUUCAAGUGACUUAUGGAUCAGGAUCUUUCGUUGGUACUGAGUACACCGACACUAUCGCACUAUCUCCAAAUAUGAUCAUCAAGAAUCAAUCCAUCGGUGUGGCCACAAGCACUGAAGGUUUUGAAGACCCCAAUGUCCAUGGUGUUCUGGGAUUGGGUCCAGUUCUCCUCACUCUAGGCACUGUUAAAAACAUGACCUAUGUCCCUACCAUCACGGACAACAUGCUCAGUCAAGGAAUUAUCAAAAAAGAGUCUAUCGGAAUCUUUUUUGCUCCAACUCCUGACAAGCGUCACAACCUCGCCAACGGCCAGAUCACUUUUGGUGGUAUUGAUGUGAGCAAGAUCACUACGCCCAUGAAAUAUGUCCCUAUUACCAAGUCCUUUCCCGCCAACCGCCACUGGGGUAUUGAUCUGGCCAUCAAGUACGAUGGAAGUGAAAUCAUGAGCGAAUGUGCAGGCAUCGUCGACUCCGGAACAACCCUCGUCAUGCUCGCGACGGAAACUUUCGAGAAGUACAAGAAAGCCACUGGCGCUGUCUUCGAUCGGGCGACUGGUCUUCUCACCGUCACUGAUGAACAGUUCAAGAAGAUGAAGAGCAUGGAGUUCCAUAUUGGUGGGACCACAUACGAGUUUAUACCUAAUGCUCAAAUCUGUCCUCGUGCAAUGAAUGAGACGAUCGGUGGCAGCGCGGACAAAAUCUACCUCCUAUUUGCCGACAUGGGACAACUCACUGGAGGAAUUGAUUUCAUUAUCGGUCUUGCUUUCCUGCUGAGAUACUACAGCGAGUACGACACGACCAACAAGCGAGUUGGUUUCGCCGAGACAGAAUUUACUUACGUCGAAACGAACUAG
Molecule: messenger RNA, 981 nt
Organism: Marasmius oreades (fairy-ring Marasmius)
Lineage: Eukaryota; Fungi; Basidiomycota; Agaricomycetes; Agaricales; Marasmiaceae
Exons: 12
Coding region: 1-981 (326 amino acids)
Biological process (GO): proteolysis
Molecular function (GO): aspartic-type endopeptidase activity
Source: RefSeq, a predicted model, not a curated record